This is a messenger RNA of Alternaria arborescens, 612 nucleotides long. RefSeq lists its product as hypothetical. Gene Ontology annotation, biological process: mRNA 5'-splice site recognition; mRNA splicing, via spliceosome; spliceosomal snRNP assembly. The coding region runs from base 1 to 612 and encodes 203 amino acids. Gene Ontology annotation, cellular component: nucleus; U1 snRNP. The transcript is spliced from 3 exons. Lineage: Eukaryota; Fungi; Ascomycota; Dothideomycetes; Pleosporales; Pleosporaceae. Gene Ontology annotation, molecular function: pre-mRNA 5'-splice site binding; zinc ion binding. The record is from RefSeq and is a predicted model, not a curated record.
AUGCCCAAGUUCUUCUGUGACUAUUGCGAUGUCUACCUCACGCACGAUAGUAUGAGCGUGCGCAAGGCCCAUAACAACGGUCGCAACCACCUCCGCAACGUCCAGGCCUACUACGAGCAGAUAUCGAGCGACCAGACACAGCAAGUCAUCAACAGUAUCACCGACGCGUACAACACAGAAGGCCAGGCGAACCCCCUGUUCCAGCAGAACCUGGCUGGUGGCUUCCCCGGAGGACCAAUGGCCGGAAUGCCUCCCAUGGGAAUGCCACCCAUGGGUAUGCCUGGAUUCCCACCACCAGGAAUGCCGCCUAUGGGUGGAAUGCCACCGCAGUUCAUGGGCCGCGGAGGUCCCCCAAUGCCACCAAACGGAAUGCCACCCUUCCCACCGCAAGGCAUGCCCCCAGGUCCCGGCGGAAUGCCGCCCAACAUGCCGCCCUUCCCUCCACCACACAUGGGCGGCGGCCCACCUCAAGGGAUGCCUCCGUUUCCUUUCCCACCACCAGGGAAUGCAGGAUCGCCUCCUGGAGGUAUGCCGUACCCGCCACCUGGCGGUAUGGGCAUGCCACCUGGUGGACCUCCAGGCAGAUAUCCUCCUGGACCACCGGGACGUUAG